AUGAUAAAAAACUUUCCUCCUGACAAUUGCCAAGACUAUGAAUCUUAUGCUGAGUUCCUUAGUCCACUCAUUAUCAUGUUACAGGCUUUAGUACAUUUGGGUGAUAAACAGAAUGAUGUGAGUCAAAUAACAUCAUAUAUGCUGGGUAUUUUCUCUGCAAUUCAGAAGGCUGAUGAUUCUGUUGAUGCUAUAUGUACCCAUAAAUUGCAUGUUUUGUCAAAAAUAGGUUCUCUUGCAAUAAAACAUCUGACUAUGCAUUGCAAGAUUUCCUUGGAUGCUUCCCAUCUUGUGUUGCUACCAUCAUUAUACUUCAAGGUUUGCCAGGAUGCAAAUGACCAAGGGAGAUCAACUGCCACUGAUAAGUUAUUGGAAGGAGGCUUUAUGAGGCAGAUUCUCAGUAUAUUUGAAUCUUACAUAAAUCAGGUGGCCUCCAUUGCACCUCUAAAUUCAUCUCAUGCAGUUGUAUUUCAAAGCAUGCUGAUUGAACUAUGA
Molecule: messenger RNA, 492 nt
Organism: Zingiber officinale
Lineage: Eukaryota; Viridiplantae; Streptophyta; Magnoliopsida; Zingiberales; Zingiberaceae
Exons: 4
Coding region: 1-492 (163 amino acids)
Source: RefSeq, a predicted model, not a curated record